UGUCCUUGGAAAGGAGGACUGUUAAAGCAUAUCUUUUUAUAUUUAUAUAAUUACUUACCUGGGUGACUGACGCAAUGGCCAUGAAACCACAAUGCCAAGAUGUGCUCACAAAGCAGCAGGAACAUCUGAAAAGGCAACGAGAAGCUGUCAAAUACAGAAUUAAAAAGCUGACUGCAAAACAAACGGAGAUUACAAAAAAAUCCACAGCAGUGAGGGAAAACAUUUCCAAAAAGUUUGAAGAUAUAAAAAGAGUGCUAGACCAGGACUUGAAAGUCACGUUAAACCAGCUGGAAAUGGAAGCGAAUGCAGCUCUGUUUAGCAUUGACAACCUCCUAGAGAAAUGUAACCUGGUUACUCAAGACAUUGAGAUGGAAUUGUCUGAGCUCAAUGCACAGCUGGAACAGAACAAUCAACAGGAGCAACAUAUAAAGACGAAUUUACAAACCGAAGACAGAGUUACAGCUAUUAUGAACAUCAGUUUCCCUGAUUCCAUCCAACUGGAUGACUACAAGUCUAAUCAGAUCCUAAGCUUGAUCAACAAUCUGUUCCUGUUCAUUCGUGCUCAGAUUCCCAUAACCAGAAAAGUCUUUGAAAGCUAUGUCACAGAGGUGCGGCUGGACCCCGACACUGCUCAUCCUAAUCUGGUCAUUUCCCCAGAUGGCACCACUGCCACCUACACAAAGGAAUGGCAGGAAUUUCCAGAGAGCGCGGACCGCUUUGACACUACCCUGAAUGUGAUUAGCUGUGAUGGCUUCUCAGAUGGGAGGCUCUACUGGGAAGCGGAUGUGGAGGGUAAGACGUACUGGGAGCUGGGACUCACGUAUCCCAGAAUACCCCGCAAGGGCAGGGAGGAGACCUGCUGGCUGGGGAGAGGUGAAGAGUCUUGGUGUGUUGAGUUUUUUAAUGGGGACUACACAGCAUGGCACAAUGGAGUCUCUCAUCAUCUCCCCAUCAGCAAAAACUUCAAGAAAAUCGGAACCUACCUGAGCUAUCCAGCUGGACUUAUAUCGUUCUAUGGCAUUGAUGACCAGACCCACCUGUUCACAUUCUGCGCUGGCAGGUUCAACGAAACCCUCCAUCUUGCUGUAUGUCCUGGCCAUGACAAUGAAGGCUCCAACACUAAGCCCAUUAAACUCUGCAGUGCUGUGAAAACAUGAACAUGUUCCUAGAGGUACUUUUAUAGCAGGUAGAAAAUGAGGCAUCUUGGAAAAAAAAACAGGAUUUAAAGGAUUAAAAGGCUUUUUCUUUUUCAAGGUAUGUUAAAGAGCAAAUGUGAUAAAAGUAAUUUGACAUGCCAGUAUUACUUAGAUUGAAUAAGGGAUAUCAAUCCCUUAAGUGUGGUCUAUUGUGUGAGAGCAUAAAUAUAAUUUAAGGCAAAGAUAAAAAGAAAUGAUAAAUUUUACAUUCUCAGAAUUUACAGAUUUUUCUCUUCCAUCUACAGAACUAGAUUCUUAAUUUCUAGUAUCUAAUACAUUGUACUUUUGAUUGUACAAUUUCUAAGUAAAAUGCAAAAGUUAAGAAUAAUUUAAGACAAAGCUACACUAGAGAGAUUAACAGAUGGUUAAUGCUUAUUCAGUGGAAAUAGUCCACAGUGAAUGGAGGCAUGUCAAUGUAAAAUUAAAAAACUCAACACAGUGCUUAAAUUACAUUUUUGGUUGAUGAACUGUAUGUUUAGUGCAAGCAAGUCCUA
This is a messenger RNA of Lepisosteus oculatus (spotted gar), 1690 nucleotides long. RefSeq names its product E3 ubiquitin-protein ligase TRIM39. NCBI's taxonomy places the organism in Eukaryota, Metazoa, Chordata, Actinopteri, Semionotiformes, Lepisosteidae. The record is from RefSeq and is a predicted model, not a curated record. Gene Ontology annotation, molecular function: protein binding.